Uranotaenia lowii is the source of this 2230-nucleotide messenger RNA. RefSeq lists its product as uncharacterized. The coding region runs from base 172 to 1815 and encodes 547 amino acids. NCBI's taxonomy places the organism in Eukaryota, Metazoa, Arthropoda, Insecta, Diptera, Culicidae. The transcript is spliced from 7 exons. The record is from RefSeq and is a predicted model, not a curated record.
CCUUUCGCGAUGUUAAGCUAUAGAGCUCAUCGUUGUUUUGUUCUCGCUGAAAUACGCAAAAAAUGAUUUCUUGCCAUUGAUAAAUUUUGUAAUUUUUCCACUACGUUCGUGCCUUAUUUGUUGUGGCUGUCCAAAAAGAUUUUCUGUUUGACUAGUCGCGCCCUAUCAGCAAUGGGGAAUUCCCACAGUACCACUAAAACCACAUCCGGUGUGUCGAGCAAUCCCGAUCGUAUUGUACCAACAGGAGGUGGAAAUGUGUUGCUCAAUCCAGCAGGCAACCCACACGACGGACCGGCCAGAGGCAUGACACGGACGGCAAGUGGAGCUGAUCUGCAGGAUCGUUCUCAGGCACAGUAUCAUCCCGUUGAGAAGCUUGGCAAAAUUCUGGUCAAGAAAUGCGAAGAUGAGCGGGGUAUCUCCGGAAUUACCGGAGAUAUAUUUGCGAAAUACGUGUUUCCAAAGUUCCCUAAUCUGGGAUUGAAGCUGUUCAAAUAUCUGCGACACAACAGCCGGGCCAAGACUGACCACCUGGGCCUGACGGCAUUUAGACAGCAAUGUGAAAAAUUUCUUGGCAUUUUAGAUGAUUCCGUUAUUCUUGAGAAUUACGUAAGAAUGUUCGGGGAUCUUAACGAGAGCGAGUUGAUUACGCCCGAAAACUUUAAGGAACUGCUGAGAACAUGCUACAACUUAGCGAUGGCGCACUAUCAAGAUGGACCUCAAUCAUGUUUCUUGAAAGCAGAUAGUCCGGAAACGUUGGAUCGAACCCUCAACUCUGUCGUACAGUCCUGCUUUUUCUCCAAGGAAUCAUUGAGUCCUGGCUUUAUAUGCCGCUGGCUGGAUAAUAACGUUCCACGAUUGGUUCCGCCUAUUCAUAAAUAUUGUGUGCAUGCACUAAGCACCUCUCAUCGGUUGAUAAUCGACAAGAGCAUGAAAAACAAUAGCGACACAGUCGUAUCAAUAAGUGCCAUUAACGCUGGGGAAGCUAGCUAUGGUUUGGAACUACAAACACCGAUAUUGGAGAAAGGCAGUCCCAAUUUUAGCGGAAAAUCAGCGGACAAAGAUCCACAGACUGCCGAAAUAAAAACGGAUAACAACAUUAUGCAAACACUGUUACCAGUUUCCGAGGCGUGGCUCCUAGCAGGUUCCCUACCGCCAACAUACUCCAAGCCUCAAUCCGUCCAACCCCCGAUGAACUCAACAUCUACUAAUCUAGCCUCCACGGUUUUCAUGGCCAAACUACUUUCGAUGGUACCGUCGCACUGGACAUUGCUGUAUGAUUCGAGAGAAGAUGGGGCUGGUACUAAUCGAUUUUUGCACCAUGUGCUCGGAUACCGUGGUCCGAACAUUAUCCUAUUCCGAUGUGAUGACGACCUGCUGUUCUGUGUGGCUAAUUCGAGUGAAUGGCGCGAGACGCAUCUUUACGUUGGCGAUGAAGACAGCUGCUGCCUGCAGCUGUUACCUAAAUUUCAACUGCUUGAGCGGAAAUCGAAGAGCCUCUACUUGAACACCCACAUUCGGGGCUAUCCGAAGGGUUUACGUGCGGGUUCGGAUCCCAGAAAACCACUGAUAAUCGUCGAUGAACACUUCGAAAAGCUGGAGCACCGUGGACUGCAGCACAAAAUCUUAUCCAUAGAAGUGUGGGGCUGUGGCAAUCAACAGCAGCGGGAAAUUCAGCUGGACAUAAAGAAUUGGCAAAUCAAAGAAGCAGAACGCCAGCGAACGGUCAAGAUAACGGCAGCCGAUUGGAUAGACCACCCAGAUCGAUACCUUUUAGAACUAGGCGGGCGCAAAAACUACAACAAUUCAUCGUCCUAAAUGGGCUAUUACUAUAUGAAAUAUCGCUGUUCAUAAGACAAUAGCUGCACAAUCGUUGUUAUAAUUUUAUUCCAGAAAAAUUACGUCUUACGAUACUACACAAAAGUUAUUAUAAAAGAUGUACUUAUUUGUAUGUUAUAAACAAAAGUUUUCGGUAUAGUGUUUAUCCCAAUACAGUUUUGGUAUUUAUCUUGAAAGGAAAAUAAAAAUCAUUUUACUUUAAUUCAAACAAACAAAAAUAUCUGAAGGGGCAUACCAAUAUUGAAAGACUAUCAAAAUAAUUUAAUUCAACAAUUGAACAGAGUAAUUAAUUCAAAAGUUCCUUGAUAUGGUAUAUUAUCUAUUACACCGGACCUCUAUCCGAACCGAACCUCUAAAGAGUUCAUAGUCGAUCAAUAAAAUUUAGAUAAACCGG